CACGCAUAAUGCUCAAUGGAAAAGCACCCGUUGUUGGUAUGUUGGUCACCCUGCUUUCCACCACUUGUAAUUCCUCUUCUACCCGUUUGCGAUCUUUUCUUGCUGCGAGAGAUCUGCUCCAACAUGGCAAAAGUGAAGUGUUCCGAGUUAAGGACCAAAGAUAAGCGGGAGCUGAUGAAACAGCUCGAUCAGCUUAAAACAGAAUUGACCACCUUACGAGUGGCCAAGGUGACCGGAGGAGCUGCAUCCAAGUUGUCCAAGAUUCGUGUUGUGAGGAAGGCUAUUGCACGAGUGUACAUUAUUAUGCACCAGAAGCAAAAGGGAAACCUACGCCUGCUUUACAAGAAUAAAAAGUACAAGCCUCUUGACCUGAGGCCCAAGAAAACGAGGGCGAUGCGCCGUGUUCUCACCCCCUACCAAGUCAGCAGGAAGACACUGAAGGACAUACGCAAGCGCUCUGCGUUCCCGCAGAGGAAGUAUGCUUUGAAAGCAUAGUAUGUAUGUUUUUAAUUACUAUUCGAAAUAAAAACUUCACUAAAA
Vollenhovia emeryi is the source of this 540-nucleotide messenger RNA. It is a transcript of the gene RpL35, whose product is annotated as 60S ribosomal protein L35. Gene Ontology annotation, cellular component: cytosolic large ribosomal subunit; ribosome. Gene Ontology annotation, molecular function: mRNA binding; structural constituent of ribosome. The coding region runs from base 16 to 495 and encodes 159 amino acids. The transcript has 3 exons. NCBI's taxonomy places the organism in Eukaryota, Metazoa, Arthropoda, Insecta, Hymenoptera, Formicidae. Gene Ontology annotation, biological process: translation; maturation of LSU-rRNA from tricistronic rRNA transcript (SSU-rRNA, 5.8S rRNA, LSU-rRNA). The record is from RefSeq and is a predicted model, not a curated record.